GCUUAAUCUAAAAGUGAGCCUUUCUUGUGUUCGUAGGUGUACUUGAUAAACAUUGAUAUUCUUUAUCAACUCUAAGUGCUGAUUCAAUGCAAUAUAGCUGAUUCCUUUUAUCCAUAUCUCAAAAAAAAUUUAUGUUCUUAUAGUUAUAUUCGCUAUGCAGGAAAUUUAUAUUAUACCGUAUCAUCGGUAUUAUGAAAGCUCUAUCAACAUUUCUAACAGUAGUUCAGUAAUAAACUGGUUAUUCGUCCUAAAUCAGUGAUUUUUCAAUGAAAUGCCUUCUUUAUAUAAAUGAGCAUGCUUGUUGCAUCGAUUCAUUCUUAUAAAAUCCUUUAAUUUAAUCUUUUUGUAGAUAACCUUUCAAAUAACGGUGUGCAUCGAUAAAUAUAUAAAAUGUGUAGUUGCAGUAAAAACAUUUACACUUAUGAAAAGCUGUCUGAGAUCAAAGACUUCCUGACCGAGAAAAUCAGCAUACAACCAAAAAUUGGAGUCAUAUGUGGAUCCGGGCUAGGGUCACUGGGAAACGCUAUCACAGACGCCGUUUGGAUCAACUACGCCGACAUACCAGAUUUUCCAGUCAGCACGGUAGAAGGACAUGUUGGCAGGUUCAUUUUCGGUUGUAUUCGUGGCGUACCAGUGGCGUGCAUGCAGGGUAGGUUCCAUUAUUACGAAGGAUAUCCACUGUCAAUAUGUGCAAUGCCUGUUAGAUUGAUGAAAUUAUUUGGCAUUUCACACUUAAUCGCCUCAAAUGCAGCAGGGGGACUGAACCCUAAAUAUAAAGUCGGAGACAUAAUGCUCCAGAAGGAUCACUUUAACCUAAUGGGUCUUGCAGGACUAGGACCUCAUAUAGGACCUAAUGACUCCCGAUUUGGACCAAGAUUCUUUUCUAUGUCAAAUGCUUAUGAUGAAAUUAUACUAACUAAGGCAAAACAGAUCGUAGAACGACUUAAUAUGCAAGAUAAGGUCCAUGAAGGUAUCUAUACUUGCGUUGGUGGUCCAAAUUAUGAGACAGUUGCUGAUGUUAAAGCACUGAUCAAUUUAGGUGUAGAUGCUGUUGGAAUGUCCACUGUUCACGAAGUGAUAGCGGCCAGGCAGUGUGGGAUAAGGUGUUUCGCGUUCAGUUUGAUCACCAACGUAUGUUCUGCUGAGUAUGGUGUCGAUUGUACAGAUAUUCAUUCAGAAGCAGUACUCGAAGUGGGCAAACAGAUGCAGGAGGAGCUGCAGAUUUUCGUGGAAGAGGUCGUUGAAGCCAUUAGCCAAGAUAACUAACAAAUGUAACGCCUGAUUUCUGUAUCAACCCUCAGAUUCUUUUUGCAGUGAUCUCACUAUAACAGAAACAUCUGAGCUAUUCUCACAACAUAUUUGUUUGUUUUGUUUUACUUUUAUUUAUAUAUGCUAUGCACCUCCUCUUCGGACGAGUCUUAUGUCAUUUUUAUAAUCUAUCUGUCUAUGACGUCUAACGAAAUAAGAUAGCACAAAGUGCCAUCUAUUACUAGAACUGACUAAUGCGAGAGUGGAAUAGUUGCUAUCACUGAUGACCAAUCAUGGUGGUUGGACGUACUAAAGCUAUAUUACUAGUUUGUUGAUUGGCAAGUAGGUCGCUUCUACUAUACCGCCAGAAUCGACGGCAUCUAGCGGCAACAGUGGUGACCCGGCUGUCAAAUGUGGGUUAGCAGUUCCAACACAUAGCUUGCUAUCUCACUUUCGCAGUGGCAGAUUCUGUUCAUGGAUGGCGCUUUGUGCUGUCUUAUUGUCUCUGUAACGCGUGAAUUACGAGGUGUACACAGAAUACCCAUCUACCAUUACGGAAGCGUUUUUAGUAAAAAAGCGUUUUUAAAAAAUGGUUUUUGAAAUGAUUAACUACAUUGGUCACUCAAAAGCCAAGCUUCAAUAUUUAAUUAAUCCUCUGUUGCAUUACUGACGUACCUACAUAUGUCGAUGAAAAUACAGGGUGCGGCAGAGAGGAUGGACGGUUUUAAAAAAAUCAUAAAAUAGUGAAUUUUUACUCGAAAACAAAUUUAUUGAUGGAAUCAGGUUCGCAAGGAAAUAGCAUUUGAAACAGCCAAGUGUGGAAAAUCACAUCAGGCAUGUGGUGGCCGAAAUCGUAGAUGCAGUGCUGGAGGCGUUCUUGGAAGUUCGCUUUCGUAACUGUUGCACAAUGGCCAAUUUGUAGGGGUGAAAGCGGAGAUCCAUAUGCAAAAUUCGCCUUACCGAACGAUCACUAAAGCGAAGUGCAGCAGCAUGUUUCCGGGCAGAUCGAGUCGGACUGCGAAGAAAGACCUGUCGAACGCGUUCAACAUUUUCAGGAGUUCGAACUGUUCGCGGCGCUUCUCUUGGUCUUUUGUUGAUCAGUUCACCACGCCAGUGAAGUGAUUCAACCCAACGAAGGAUGGUGUUUCGAGAGGGAACAGCUCUAUUCCGAUGAAUGUUGAAGUGGCGACGAAACUCACGCUAUACGACGAUGACUGACUCAUUAUUUCGGACGAAACAAUCAUAGGCGAAAACGCGGUGCUCCACCGUCCAAGGCUCCAUAACGACAACUGGUAAAAUAAUGCUAGGAUCUCACGAGUCGAACGGCACCCUCCCCACCUCUCUCGUAGACGGUGGCGGGGAGUACUACCCAUCCCAAAAACGUCCGUCCUCUCUGCCGCAUCCUGUAUACUGUUGGACCAGCGAAAGAUUGCAAGCCGAAAGAAUGCGGACAAAAAAUUGCGAAGUUGUCAGAUGUUCUACAUAAAAUGCGGUCCAUACAUAUUAACAUAUUUAAGAUAUAGAAUUGUUCCGCUGAAUUUGGCAAUGUAGCUGGAAAACCCAGGCCGCAGGUAAACAUCCGGUCGCUGAUUGGUCCAAAACUCUUAUCUUAUCUGAAACUAGAAUAACGUGCCGAUGGCACGGUCAUUUAAAAAAUAUAAACCUACUCCCAUAGGCGUAGGCAGUUGGCAAAUACUUUGAAAAUAUAAUUUACUGUUUAGUGGUGAUAAUGGAAUUCAAGCAUGGGAAAGUUAUUCACAGCCAGGCAAGGGAAAUAAUAGCAAACGUGAUACGUGCUUGCGAUGCAGAAGCGGCUAACAAUACUUUCGUUUAUCCACUGGUAGCUAGAAAUGCAAGGGCGGCAUAUUAUACGGGUGUUAGUGAACGAACUAUAAGUAAAAUUAGAAAAGAAGAUAAAGACAGGC
This is a messenger RNA of Acanthoscelides obtectus, 3173 nucleotides long. NCBI's taxonomy places the organism in Eukaryota, Metazoa, Arthropoda, Insecta, Coleoptera, Chrysomelidae. The record is from the annotation of a GenBank genome assembly.